Molecule: messenger RNA, 1313 nt
Organism: Gaeumannomyces tritici R3-111a-1
Lineage: Eukaryota; Fungi; Ascomycota; Sordariomycetes; Magnaporthales; Magnaporthaceae
Exons: 5
Coding region: 506-886 (126 amino acids)
Molecular function (GO): calcium ion binding
Source: RefSeq, a predicted model, not a curated record
CAGCAUUCCACCAGACAGUUCCGGCCUGCUGAUUCGGUCGCCCGUACUUGCUUGGGGGCAAAGUCGUCAUCUCGACCCCGUCACCUUGGAAGUCUGUCCCUUGAAGCCCUGGCCAGUUACCCCUCAGGCCGCAGAACAGAGACAAGAGCAGCCAGCGAAUUCGACGAGAAGAUACCUAUACUUUGAUUCCACGAGUGAACAAGAGGGGCGUUACCAUCGACAAAACCAACCAAAGGGAAGCGAUGUCGCACCUCACCAACGACCAGCUCAAGCAGCUGAAGGAGGUGUUUGAUAUCAUUGUGAGUGAGCAACGGACCAGCGAAUGAGGCAAGCAAGAGGCGGGGAGACGGAAACUAAGAGAGAAGAAAUGGAAAUAAUUGAAAAACGUCAAAUUGGAGCUGGGUUUGUUGACAAGCAAAAUUUGAAUUGCGACUGCGACUGCGACUGUGCUCAAUAGGAUAAAGAUGGAACCGGAAGCAUCUCGGCCGAGGAAUUUGCCGAUGCUAUGGAGUCGCUCGGCCUAAGCGCCACCGACGCAGAGGCCCAGGACAUCAUCGCCGACAUUGACACCAACAAGGAUGGCCAGAUCGACUUUCACGAGUUCCUGCGGGCCAUGGCACACCCCGAGACGAACCAGGCCCUGGACCCGAACUCGCAGAAGCACGAUAUAAAUAAGGAGCAGAGGGAGCUCCUCCAGGCCUUCGAGGUCAUAGACCAGGACGGCAGCGGCUCCAUCUCGCCCGAUGAGCUGCGCCGAGCCCUGCGCCAUCUCGGCGACUUCUACACGGACGAGGAGAUCACCGAGAUGAUCAACCAUGCCGACCUGGACGGCAACGGAUCCAUCGACUACCAAGAAUUUGUUCAGCUCAUGUCGGCAAAGCAAUAGGACCAAGGUACCUGGCCCCUUUUUGCGACAGCCACAACCCAGAAUACCUUACCCAGGUGCCCCCAGAUGCACACCCCCUAAGAUAUCCCCCACAGGGUUUUCAACCCUAGUUCUCUCAGCGCCUGAUUGCACACCAUGAGUGAUGCUCGCUUCUUUCUGUCCUCGUCAUGCCUCCGUUGCGGCGUUUCCCACGGGAUAUUGCUUGUUGUCACUUCCUGAAGGAAGCCAUCGACGAGAAUCUUCCGCGCCAUGUUGAAUUCAUGUCUACCACCCUAUCCUCUAGUUUGCUUCCCUAUCACGACAGAAUACUAAAUGAUGGCCGCGUUGAGGUUCUCAUCGUAUGCUGAGCCAAUCUAUAUACGACUAAGCCUCUACAAGUCUGAUAAUCUAGCCCAAGAUCAAAAUAAAAAUGGAAAGGACGAGGCCG